Messenger RNA from Xiphophorus maculatus (southern platyfish), 7184 nucleotides. RefSeq names its product pericentriolar material 1 (gene pcm1). Bases 171 to 6518 code for a protein of 2115 amino acids. The record is from RefSeq and is a predicted model, not a curated record. Gene Ontology annotation, cellular component: centrosome; centriole; centriolar satellite. The transcript has 40 exons. Lineage: Eukaryota; Metazoa; Chordata; Actinopteri; Cyprinodontiformes; Poeciliidae. Gene Ontology annotation, biological process: cilium assembly; intraciliary transport involved in cilium assembly; centrosome cycle.
UGUAACUUCAGGCUAGUACCAUAGUUGGUUGCUGCGAUGUUGGGAGUCAUGGAAAAUAGUUGCAGAUUCGUGGAUUAGCAGAAGAAAAGAUACAGUCUUUACUUGAGUACACGAGGCUUGUCAUUGCGAGUCUGUUUUAUUGUUUUAAACGCUAGCUGUAAGUGGGUGACAUGGCAACCGGAGGUGCUCCAUUUGAUGACAGUGCAGAAGAGCUGCAGACCUGGACAGCACCCAAUGGCAGUCUGGAGGACAGACUGAACAACAUGAACUGGGGGAUUCAGCAAAAGAAAGCUAACCGGUCGACAGAGAAAAACAAGAAGAAGCUUUCUGCAGCAGUGGAGAGCCGCCUGACUAAUGAUAUUUCACCAGAGUCCACCCCAGGGGCCGGCCGCAGGAGAACUCGCACUCCUCAUUCUUUUUCCCACAUCAAAUACACGACCCAAAUGUCUGUUCCUGACCAGGCUGAGCUGGACAAGCUGCGCCAAAGGAUCAAUUUCACAGAUCUGGAUGAGCGGAGCAUCGGCAGCGACUCCCAGGGCCGCGUCACGGCCGCCAACAACCAGCGGCAGCUAGACGGAGAGAACAAGAAGCCUUUCAACUACCUGCCUCUGCAUGUCAACACUAACAAGAGCAAAGAGAUGCUCCAUCCCUCAGCUUCUGCCCCAACUACUCCAGCUGUCACCAAGGAAACCAAGAAGCAGAGUCCAGGGCGGAGGGAAACAUUAAGUCCCGUAGGUCCUCGCAAGGAGUCGCCAAGGAUGAGUCGCUGUGGGACAGACAGAGGACUUCUGACGCAGAGAGAGUAUGGGAGGCCAGAGCCCAAAAUAGACAGCAGCCAGGUGGUGAGCAAACUGGUUCAGAUUCGGGAAUACAUCAGUAAGGCCAGCGCCAUGAGGGACGAUCUGGUGGAAAAAAACGACGUUCCCGCCAACGUUGAACGUCUUUCUUACCUCAUCGACCACCUCAAGGAGCAGGAGAAGUCCUAUCUACGCUUCCUGCAGAAAAUGCUUGCCCAGGAGAGUGACUGUGAGGUCGGGACGCUGGACUCCGCGGUUGGAUCAGGGUCACUGGCUGACAGCUCCUCCCUUAACAUAGAGGUCCAGUCUUCAGAUGCUUCAAAUAUAACGGGUGGUAGGACAGAGGGUGUGCGUGCCGACCAGAAGGAGGAGCUGGAGAACCUGCGUAAGCAGCAUGAGCUGCUGAAGAAGAUGCUGGAGCAGCAGGAGCAGCUCAGAGCGCUGCAAGGCCGACAGGAAGCUCUAAUGGCCAUGCAGCACAGUGCAGAGCAGGCGCUCGCUGUGAUCGAAGACACAGUCGUGACAGAAACCACCGGCAGUGUUUCCGGCCUGAGCAUCACAUCAGAACUGAAUGAAGAGUUAAAUGAGCUGAUUCAGCGUUUCCACAACCAGCUGCACGACUCUAAGACCAAAACGGUGCCAGAUAACCGUCGUCAGGCUCAGAGCCUGUCCCUCUCCAGAGAAGUGUCCUGGUCCCGCCCCCCCCACGCUGUUGGUCCACCUCAGCACAGGCCACUCCUUCACUCCGCUUCCGGCCCACAUGCCGGUCUGGACGCCGAGGGAGUGGCCGCCAGCGCCAAACUCACCAAGUUACAAGAACUUAAAGACAAAAAGCAAACCAUGGACAAGAUUCUGCAAGAGUUGCAUUCACUGCGAGACCAUACCCUGAACAACAACUCAUGUCGGGGCUUGUCAGCACAGUGCAGUCCAAGUUUAGGAGGAUCUUCAGAUUGUACAUCAGCUCUCUGCUCCAAUGCAGCCUCCACUUCCUUUCAGCCUUUAUUCACACAGCAGGACGGCUCUGGUUCUUCAGACAAGCUCAGGAAGCUGAAGGAGGUCCAUAAGCGCCUUAAUGAACUGAGGGAGUUGGUUCAGUACUACGAGCAGACGUCUGAUAUGAUGGUGGAUGCCGUCAAUGAAAAUGUGAAAGAGCCUGAUGAUGAGGAGGAGGAUGAGGAGGAUGAAGAUGAGACGGAGGAUGGAUCCAUGUUUGAAACUGUGUUUGAGUUGGAGCAUGAGAAUCGCCAUCCUGGUGCAAACCUUAGAAACCCACAGCGCAGCAGUAACCGGGCGGACGUGAAUAGCCUGACCAACGGCCGCAGCUUCAGGAGCGGCACCGCAAACAACCAGGACGGUCGACUCAACACCGAGUGUGAAAUCAACAACCGAGCAGCAGCCAACCUCCGCAGCCUCAACGUCACCACGCCUAUAGAGUGUCAGUACAACAGGGACCUCCCCUACGUGGAGGUAAAGGAUGAGGAUGAUGAUGAUGAUGAUGAAGACGGUGUUGAUAAUGAUGAAGGAGGCCAGGCCAUGCUUCCAGACAGUGCGUCGGAGUCCAGUCAAGGGAGCAGCUUUGGGAACGCUGCGGGUUUCCCUCCCAAGGUUCACCGCCAGACGGCGACGCAGAAGCUGAGGCAGCUGCAGGAGCUGGUUGCCAUGGUUCAGAGUGAUGACACAGAUGGAACAACAGCCAAUGACGAUGAAGCUUUACACCAGCAGCCCAAUAACACCCGAUCUGCUGUGUGUGGGGCCUCUGGGGCCGGAUCCAAACAGAGUCCAAGAGACCUGGCUCUCUCCACCAAGGCCAGGGAGAAGCUGUACGAGGAGAAGUUACGCCAGCAGAAGCAGGAGCUGAGGCAGCUUCAUGAGGAGAGACAGAGACUCAUAGAAAUCCAAGGAAAGAUCCAGGACUUGCAGUGGACCUGCCCCGACCUUCCGUCGUCUGUGUCCAGCACAGGCAGCCAGCAGGGUCUGCUGAGGAAGGCUCCGCUUGCAGCUUCCACCCCUGCUAACGUCAAAGCUUCUCCUUCCCCUACACCCAAAACCAACCUAACCGUGCUCAAACCCACCGCUCAGGAGGCAGCUUCUUCUUCCGUCACCGACAACGAGCAGCUUUGGUCCGAAAUGAGGCGGAGACAAAUUUUGCGAGAAGACCUGCGACAGCGGCGAAAGCAGCUGGAGUCGCUGAUGGCCGAACAUCAGAGACGUAGCGGUUUCCGUGACUCCCCCUGUCAGAUGGAAGAGCAGGAGGGGAGUGCUACUCUCUCGCAGUCCAUCAACAGGGAUGAAAGAACAAUGGCAACAUGGGGUUCCAGUCCUUGCAACCUGGAUGAUGAGAAUGAGGAAGAGGAUGAUUAUCACUCUGAGAUGUGCGCUGAGGAGGAAGAGGAAGAAUGUACAGAGAGCAGCUCCGAUGAUGAGAUCCACAUCUACUCGUCGAGGAUGAACCAGAGCUCCUACAGUAACGGGAAGAAUCAGGGAAGUAACCCGAAGCCUCCAGCAGCCUUUUCCAGCGACGUCGAGGCUCAUCUUCACAACGAGACGAAGGUGAAGGAUCAGAGCCGAGGCACAAAGCCGCCUGUGGGCCAGCACGGAGGCGUCCGGCGUCAGGAGAACCUGCGCUGGGCCUCUGAGCUCUCCUUCGCCGAGGGCUCCGGCCACUGGCAGGAUCAGAUAAACCAGCUCCAGAGGCAGCUGGAAUUCAGCACCAGCAUGUGUCAGACGCUCCUGCAGGACCAACAGACUCUGUCAUACAUGUUACAAACCCUGCUGACGGGUCAGUACAGCGUAUUACCCAACAACGUGUCGUCACCUCAAGUCCACCUGGUGAUGCAUCAGCUCAACCAGUGCUACACCCAGCUGGCCUGGCAGCAAAGCAACGUCCAGAGGCUGAAACAGGUUUUGAACGACCUGAUCCUCCAGCAGCAGCAGCAGCAGCAGCAGCAGCCCCCCCCCUCAGCAGCAGGUUGGCAGACGCAGAAGCGGACUUCGGCUCAGGAGUCCGGUCCUGGCUCCUCCGCCUCCCCCGGCAUCUUCCUUCCUUUUACCUCUACAACGCAUCCUUCAGGUGGAAACUUGGCGAACUCUGCCUUAUCUCCGUUCUGCCCUGGCUUCAACUUGUAUCCGUCAUUCCCUGGUGCUAUGGGUGAGUCUCCUCAGAGUGCAGAAGGUCCAGCUUCACCUGAACUUUAUAAACUGGAUCCCAAGACAUUGAUCAAAACCGAGUACAUGGGUUUCCCUCCGCCACUGCAGCGCUCUCCUGUCAACACUGCUUUGGAAAGAGGAUCAGCUGCACGACUGAACACCUCCUACACCAACAACAUAACCCGACAUCUGCCGUCUAAAGCGGAGCUGCAAGAGUCUCCUCCCUCAUCCCUCAUCUUUAACAAAUCCCAGUCUAGGGCGCAGGAGUUUAAGGCUUCACAGGACAGCUUUUGCAGUAUCCCUGAUCCCGAUGAUCCUGCCACGGUCACAAAAACCUUUAAGGCUGGGAAAAAGGCCUCUGCACAAGCCAACCUGGCAUCUCGAAGCAAAACCUCCAAAAACAGACGCAGGAAGAGCAAAGGGCACAACAAGAACAGCGAAGGCCAAGACAGCGACAGCUUUAGCAGCAUUGCAGAGUUCGGCCAGGAGAGGGCAGCCUUGUCUCAUCACAAAGACCAGAAUCAGAUUCUGUUGGACAAACUGACUCAAGAAAAACUGGACAGCAAGGCAAGGCUCGGAACCAAACGGAACGACCUGUCCUCCGCUUAUGCUUGGAGAACUCCCUUCCUCUCUAACAGAAUUGCAUGCACAGAAGCUCCAGAUGCGAGCAGCGACUUCUCCUUGUUCGAGGCGCUGCGUGAGACCAUUUACUCCGAGGUGGCCACUCUGAUAUCGCAGAAUGAGUCGAGACCCCACUUUCUCAUCGAGCUCUUCCAUGAGUUACAGCUGCUCAACACAGACUAUUUACGCCAAAGAGCUCUGUAUUCGCUGCAGGACAUAGUGACCAAGCACCUGGCAGUAAGACGUGCAGCCGAGGACCAGCUGCCCCCCCUGGGGUCGGUUGUGUGGACAGCAGGCUCUCAGUCUGAGCUGACUCCCAGCCAGAGUCUGGUCACCAGUGAUGAAGAGGUGAUGGAGAAGAACUUGAGACACGAGCAGGACCUAAAGAGGAGAGAAGACGCAGAAUCUGUUGAUAACGACAGCAACAUGUCAACCUCCUCCAACCUGGAACCCUUUGCUAGUGAUGACCUGGGCAACACCGUGAUUCAUUUAGACAAAGCUCUGGUGAGGAUUAGGGAGUAUGAGCGCAUGAAGCUUAAAGCCGAGUUUAACCCUCGCAGUGCCAGCAGCAGGUCUGACGCGACAAAUGCUAGAGGUGCUUCCGCUAACCCCGCUGAACAAGUGGAAGAAAGUGCAGCCAACGGUGUGCACUGCCCUCAGAUCGACACCCAGCAGCUGGACCGGCAGAUUAAAGCCAUCAUGACCGAAGUCAUUCCCUUCCUCAAGGAGAACAUGAACGAAGUGUGUUCCCAUCAGCUGCUGACGUCCGUGCGCCGCAUGGUGUUGACUCUCACCCAGCAAAACGACGAGAGCAAGGAGUUUGUUCGCUUCUUCCACAAGCAGCUGGGAGGAAUCCUGCAGGAAUCUCUCUGUAAAUUUGAGGGCCGCACGCUGAGGGACUGCGGGGAGGACCUGCUGGUGGAGAUCUCAGAGAUCCUCUUUAACGAGCUGGCCUUCUUCAAGCUGAUGCAGGAUCUGGACAGCAGCAACGCCGCCACCGCCAACCCGGGAGCUAAAUUUAAAAAUAAGAAAACGUCUCCACAGCUCUGUAAAACAAAUCAGAACCUGGAGGAGAACUCUGAAGCAGAUGCUGCCAGGUCUGUUUCUCCGGCAUUUGCUGAUGAGGACAAGGAUCAAGAUGAGACAGAAAAGCAAGAAUGUGGCGUCCUGCAGGAGGAUUACCUGCAGACUGAGGGGAGGAGCAGCAGGAGCAGCCAUGGGUCAGAAGGUGAAGAGGAGGAGGAGGAGGAUGAAGGACAUGAGAAAGCAGCUCUUCUGUCAAUCAGUCUGUCUAAAGCAGAGACUCAGGCUCUGACCAACUACGGCAGCGGAGAGGAUGAAAACGAUGAGGAGGAGGUGGAGGAGUUUGAAGCUGGACCUGUAGACGUCCAAACGUCUCUGCAGGUUUCGGCUGACGGACAGGUGGAGCAGGAAGUCGUCGCGCCGGUCACAACCAGCAGCGAACCUGAGGAGAAAAUGUCUGAACAGAACUGUUCACAAACAAACGAGGUCAGUAAUCCAGCCGAGACCUUGGACUCCUCAGCUGAAGGACGCACUCUGGUGGAGCUCCAGAGCCCAGAGGAGCAGCAGGAAGCUGGGGCUGCAGCUGCUGCAGAGGGGGCUGCUGAACCCUCCCACGACGUUCCCAAGGAGACGGCCAGCAGCCCCAGCUCAGACUCGCCCGUCCUCGUUAGCGGCGACGAAAUCGGAUCGGGAAACACGAGUCAAAAGUCGGACGAGGAAGACUUCGUCAAGGUGGACGACGUUCCUCUGCAGCUUACGGUGAUGUGCGAGGAGGAGCUGCAGAAGAGGAUCGUCGAGGAGCAGCAGAACAACAACCUGUCUGUGGAGAUCCUGAACGGGAACGCCGAGCUGCUGCCCGGGCUGGUGGGGAACGCUCAGGCUCUGAAGGAACCAGACACCAUUGAUGCUCCAGAUGUCUCACUCUGCUGAUUCACUGAGAAUCCUCCCCUCAGUUCGCUUCUCUAAUCUGCUCGUUUGGACGAGAAAAGUUCUACGUUAGCUGUGAAUCUUUAAGGAAGCUCAACACUCUAAAUUCAUUUUGUUCCUUAAUGUUUGUUGUAAUUUACCGAUUUGUUUGGAUUUAUCUCCUGCUGCUGAUCACAUCCAGAAGGUUCUUUGGUUCUUGGAUUAGUUUGACAUGUUUUAUUAAUAUUUUUACCUCUUCUUACCUGGCCCUGCUGUAGCUCUUUUCACUGUAUUCAUAAUCAUAACCAUCUCUUGAUGGUUUAACCAGCUGCUGUUACAACAAAUAGUCUGUGUAAAAUUAAGUACACCCUCUUUAAAUUCUAGGGUUUUAUUUGGAGGGUUUUUUUUUUUUCUGGCAGUGUAUUUAAUUUUUGGCCACAUGUUCCAUGUUAAUGUCUUCUUUGGUUUUCCACUUGAGGUUAGAUUCAGAUAGUUUUAGUAUCUAUAGAGAUCAUUAAAGUUCUGGAACUGAGUGUAUUUUUUUAAUGACUGUAUGUACAUAUAUAUAUGUGUGUGAUGGGGUAAAUAGAGCUAAUCUGUUGACGUUUUUCUGCUCAAAAUGAUUCUUCUGUCUCAUCCUCAGAACUGUAACAUGUUUCUGCUUUUCUUAUAAUAAACCGAAUGAUUGGA